Molecule: messenger RNA, 19510 nt
Organism: Marmota monax (woodchuck)
Lineage: Eukaryota; Metazoa; Chordata; Mammalia; Rodentia; Sciuridae
Gene: Fam170b
Product: family with sequence similarity 170 member B
Exons: 5
Coding region: 18534-19337 (267 amino acids)
Biological process (GO): fertilization
Cellular component (GO): acrosomal vesicle
Source: RefSeq, a predicted model, not a curated record
GUGAAAGAAAGUGCUCUUGACAGCCAUGGGCUGGGCCUGUGGCUGUGCAGAUCUCCAAAUGAAGGAGCCAACAAAGGAUUAAAUGAGAAAGCAGAUGGGGUGCCUUGUGAAGAACAACACAAACGGGCUCCACCACUGCCUUUGCAGAAGAUGAACUUCCUGCCUUCACCAGCCUUCUGAAGCCAGGUCCUGUUGAUGGCUCCUGCCUCCCCAUCACACCAUGACCUGAGUUCAUCCAGUCUGGGUGUAAGUGGGACUGAUGGCGCUCUGGUGUGGGUCCAGAUGGACCCCAAAUUUCCAUGUGUUGAACGCUUGGUCCCCAGGUUGGUGCUUUUGGGAGGUGAUGGAAAACAUUAUAAGGUAGAGUCUUCUGGUCAUUAGAGGCAUCCCCUGAAGAGGAUAUGGGGAACCCCUUCUCUUCGUCUUUUUUUUCCCUUCAUCUCAGUCAUGAGGAAAAUAAUCUUGCUUUACCAUAUGCUCUUGCUGUGAUGUACCACCAUAGGCCCCAAACAACCAAGCCAAUUGAUCAAAAACUAUACCUUUCAUCUUUAGUUAUGAGCUAAAAUAUUCCUUUCUUUUCAUAAGUUGCUUUAUCUCAGGUAUUUGUUAUAGUGACAGAAAUAUAGCCAUAAGGAAACAACUGGUUUCAGAAGGAAAAUAAUACACAACAGAAAAGGAGGAAGCUUUCUCAGUUAGAGGGUGGUGGCAGGUACCUGCUACCUUUAUUGUGUUCUUCGGAUAUUUCAUUUAAUUAAAAUACAUCUACUCCUCUAAGCCUAGACUUUUUAAAUGUACAAUUGGUCAUCCCUACUUGUGCAUCCAUGAUUCAACCAAUCAUAGUUCCAAAAUAUUCAGAAAAAAAUUGCAUCUGUGUUAAAUAGAUAUGUUCCCUAAACAAUCCAGCAUAGCAACUAUUUACAUAGCCUUCACAUUACAUUUGGUAUUGUAAAUAAUCUAGAGGUGAUUUAAAGUGUAUGAGAGGAUGAGUAUGGUUUAUAGGCAAACAUCAUGUCCUUUGUAUGGAUUUGAGCAUUGUUUUAGUCAUCUUUUUCAUCAUUAUGACCUGACAUGAAUGACUUAGAGGAAGAAAAGUUUAUUUUGGUUCUUGGUUUCAGGGGUCUCAGUCCAUAGAUGGCUGACUCCAUAGUUCUGGGCCCGAGGCAAGGCAGACCAUCAUGACAGAGAAAAGCAGCUCAGGACAGGACAUCAGGAAGAAGAGAGCUCUGCUCACCAGGGACAAAAUAUAUAUCCCAAAGGCACAUCACCAGUGAUCUAUCUCCUCUAGCCACCCCUUCUGGCUUACCACCCAGUUAAUCCACUUAGAUGGAUUCAUCUACUGAUUAGGUCACAACUCUCAUAAUCUGAUCAUUUCACCUCUGAAGGUUCUUGCAUUGUCUCAUACAUGAGCUUGGGGGACACCACAUAUCUAAACCAUAAUAAGCAUAUUCUGAUUUGGGUAACUAUAGGGGGUCCUAGAACAGCUCCCUGUAGACACAUGGAGACAACUGUAGUUUCACUCACAAUACCAGACUUCCAUGGCUACCAAAGUGCUCCUUCAAGAAGGGACCUGUUCAUUGGGCAUGAUAAGGAUCUGAACUCUAACCUCGCUGGCUGAAGUCUAAUUCUUCCUGUUCUACCUCUUACUAUCUGUGUGUUACCCUCCACAGUGACUCAACUUUAUCUUCCAUUUCUUAAUCUGUAAGAUGAGGUUGAUGACCACAAGGGUUGCUAGGAUCUUCCAAGAAAUUAUGAGUUUGAAGAGUGUUCAAACUUGUAAGUACUCUAUAUAAAUGUUCCUUAUUGUGAUAUAUAGUACGAGACACUGGUAAAAAUAAACACAGAAGACAGAGACGUGGCCUUGAUCAGAGGAAAUCUCAGGCAAGCAGGUGAGCAAGCAUUGUUUUUGAGAUGUGAACAGGGUGCUUUUGCAGCAUGGGGGGGGGGGGAAAAGAAAAUCUUGACCACCAGCAGAGUGACCUCAGUCUGGUUUUAAGGACUUUGCCAGGCAGGGAGGAGGGGCAGAGCAUUCUGAUAUCUGGUGUGCCAGUAUCCAGAAACAUAAGAGAGCACAGCAAAACUCAGGAAGGUCAAGGAAUCACUGUGCCCAGUAAGGCUGCAUGGAAGGAGGGUCAGGAAGACUAGGGUCAGACAAGGUCCUGUGUGUUGGGCCAUUUGGCCAUUUGUGUUUUGUGAAAUUGGUUUUAUCUUUCGCAAAGUCACUGCAGAAAGACAGUAAGUGACUAUAUGAAAUGGAAGUUCUGAGAUGCAGAGGAAAGAUCCAGAAGUUCUAACAUUCAUUUAAUAAAUGUUCUAGACGAAGAGAGCAGAUAGAACAAAACAAAACAAAAGCAUGUAUAUAUAGAGAGACAAUAAACCUCAGCAGAAAAGGAAGGAUCUAGUGAGAUAAAGGCAAAGCUAACUACAUCCAGAAAAAUCCAAGCAAAAUUUGAGAGAACCAAGAGCAAAGAACAUAAAAUUACCUGGAAAAAUAUGAGACUGUUACUGAAAUUAGAUUUCUUGUUGGCAGAACUGAAUAAAAGAUGAUAAAAGAGCAACGUUUUCAAAACUUUCUAGGGCAAUGAUUCCAUUCCACAAUAUCCCAUACCCAAACUACCACUCAGAUUAGAAGGCAGAAAAUGAGAAAACAAAAAGAAAACAAACACUAAAAUCCUUAUGAUAAGCAAAUAAUGUCCCGAUAAUCCAUUCUGACAGAGAGAUUAACAGAUGAACUUCAGAAAAUGAAAAAUGAAUUUAGAGAAAUAAGGAUCCUCUAAAUUUAGGAUCAAGGAAUUGGCAGUAAACAAGGAUGCACAUAAAAUUUAUAUUUCAUGGGGCUGGGAUUGUAGCUCAGUGGAAGAGCGCUUGCCUAGCCUGUAUGAGGCCCUGGGUUGGAUCCCGAGAACCACAUAAAACUAAAAUAAACAAAAUAAAGGUAUGAAAAAUUUAUAUUUCAGAAAGUGAUGAUUGAUUUUUAAAGAAGUGACACUAAUAUCAUACAUUAAAAUCCCACCUGAUCUCAACAUGGGCAGUUGUAUGGAAGAAAAGGAGGAGAAAUGAAAGCAUUCUGUUGGGGACCUCAUGCAGACCUUUUUGUGACAAAAUGUGGAGGUAUGAUUAAUUCUACAUCUUGAUAGAAAAAUUUAGUAUUUAAUUUGCUUAGUGCAAACUCAUGAGAGGACUCAGAAUUUUUUUAAAAUAGCAUGAAAAACUUUUAAAUAAUUGUAGUCCAAAGAAGGGGAAGGAGGAGGAAAUGAAGAAGGAGUAGGAAGAGAGGGAAGAAGAGGAGGAACAAAUAAGAGAACAUCAUAAAUAAAUAGCAAAUCUGGGUAGCAAAAACAAGUGUUAAUACAGAACAUUAAAUGUGAAUUGAUUAAAUAAAUGAAAUUUACCUUUUAAAAAACCAUUUAUUUUGAUUUAAAAAUUCAAUCAGAUGCUGUUUAUAAAGGACACAACUAAAAUAAAAAUUGCAGUGUGAUUGAAAAUAGAUUAAAAAUUUAAAAUCUGACAGAACUUUCCCAUGUACAUAUAUGAAUAUGUACCAAUAAAACUUCAUAUCAUGUACAACCACAGGAACGGGAACCUCAUUAUAAUAAGUUAUACUUCAUGUAUACAUAAUAUGUCAAAAUAUACUCUACUGUCAUAUAUAUCUAAAAAUAAUAAAUAAAAACUUAUGCUUGGGCUGGGAUUGUGGCUCAGUGGUAGAGCGCUCGCCUAGCACGUGUGAGGCCCUGAGUUUGAUCCUCAACACCACAUAAAAAUAAAUAAAUAAAAUAAAGAUAUUGGUCCAACUAAAAAUAAAUAUUGAAAAAAACAUAUGCUAAUGCUUACAGAAAAAUAAAACAAAUGUAGAAGUUGUAAUAUCAGAAAAACUGAAUUCAAGUGAAAAGCUUGGCAAGGUUCAGAGGAAGAUAUUUGACACUGAUUACCCACCAACAUAAUAGAAGCACAUGAAGCUCUCUGUACCUAAGAGCAUAGCUCAGAAAUAGAAUGAAAUGUGACAUUCACAUGGGGAGAAAUUGUCAGAGGUUUGAAACCAUUUCUCUCAAAGUAUCAACAUACUGGGUGUGGAAUUUCCUUUAAGUAGGCCAAAAAGAAACAAAAAAAAAAUAAUCUCAAUGAAUGGCAAAGAAUUGAAAUUAUGUACUCUACAUUGGCUGACCACAAUGAAAUAAAACAUUUUUUAAAAAUUUAAAAUGUAACUCAUUGGUAGAGCAUUGGUGGACCCACAAGACCCAGUUCAAUCCCCAGCAGCACACACACACACAUUUAAUAAAUUGCUAAUACAGCUGGUCUCAGUGUGCAUGCCUGUAAUCCCAGCAGUUUGGGAGGCUGAGACAGGAGGAUUACCAGUUUAAAGCCAGCCUCAGCAACAGCAAGGCUGUUGCAAUUUUGUGAGACCCUGUCUCUAAAUAAAAUACAAAAUAGGGCUGGGGUUGUGGCUGAGUUCAAAUCCCCCUCCCCCCAAAAAUUGCUAAUACAAAGGCAUUCUUUGUUUGGAAACCUAAAAUAUUUUUAAAAAUAGUUUGUGAAAUUCUAAAUUCUAGAGUAAUGACAGAGUAGUGUUCUAAUUCUAACCUUUCUACCAAUAACAACGGUAAGCUCAAUACAACUGUUUAGAGUCACUAAAGAGUCACGAAAAACUGGCAGAAGCUAGAAGGAAAUUGGUCAUUGAAAGAGGAGAAGUGGUGAGUUCCAUACUGACCCAGCUUUGUUCCUGAGGGCAAAUGCCAGUUUACACUGGGGGAGAGAGUUUAAACAGCAAAUGACAAUCUUACUGGGCUGGGAAGACACACAUUGGGGUUUGAAGCAAUCACAGUUUAAUAAAUAUAAUAAAAUUCUAACAAUUUAGGGGAACUAUCUCAAAAAAGGAAGCAUCUUUAGAAACAAAACCAAAAUCUGCUUUAAACUCGCCCUUCAAUCCUUGACUGAUUCUCUAAUCUGGGCAAGUCUCCCAGAGACUCAUUGAGAAGAAAUAGCUGGAAGGCUAAAAAAAAUGUUGAGCAGUGAAUCCAGCAAUUGUCCUGAAAUUGAGAGACAGCUUGGAGUUCCAAUUCUACCAAAUUAGGGAUUUGGAAUGCCAGUUAAUUUUAUUAAUUUUAUGUCAAUAUGGCUGUGCCACAGUGCCUGGUGUGCAUUAUUUUGGAUGUUUCCAUGAGAGUGUUUGUGGAUGAGAUUUUUAUUUAAAUUAGUGGACUUUGAAAGUAAAGCACAUUGCCCUCCAUAAUGUCACUGGGCUUGGUCUAAUCAGUUGAAGAUCCAGAUAGAACAAGACUGAUCUCCCCUGAUGAAGAAGAAAUUAUGCAGUAGAUGACCUUCAGACCUGAACUGCAAUAUGAACUCUUUCUGGAUCUUUAGCCUGCCACCCACCAUGCAGAGUUAGUACUUCAAGCCUCUGUAAUUGUGUAAGCUGAUUCCUUAAAAUAAAUCUUUUUAUAUAAAUAAGUCCUGUUUGUUCUGUUAUUUUAAAGAACACAAACACUCUUGGCAAGCAUAAGUGUACUUGUAUUGGAACUAAGACUAGGGGUUAUGCCCUAGGACUAGAGAUAAAACUUAUAUAGACCAACACAGUCUAAAACCAGGAUUCUAUGGAAUCCAAGUAAUUGACAAUAAUUUAACUUGCCAGACUAAAGAUUCGUGCCCAGGUCUUAAUUUAUAAAGAUGUAUGAGUGACAACAUAGAGAAAUUAUUACUUUCAUUUCCCAAAAGAAAGGGACACAUCAUGUUACCCAGGCCACAGGGUGGAAGUACCGUGUUUAGUCAAGAGGCAGAAGGAAUGUGUCUUCCGUGAAGGGCAGGGCUGUUUUAGAACUUGCUCAUCAGAAUAACAUUGACUUGGUGUGUAAGUCAGAUAAAAGGAGGUGCUUGGGGCAUGGACUUGGGAUUGCUUAGAAGGCUUGUGAUAUGAUUUUCCUGGCACCUAUGACAGCUGAUUGACAGGGAGAUAUAAACAACUCUAGCUAUUAGUUUGGCCCUGUAACUACUGGAUGCAAAAUGGACAAAUUCUGAAUUUAUGAAAACACAAAACUAAAAAUCAACAUUCUUUGAAGGAAGAUAACUGAGUCCAGAGUUUCUAUAAUGUACUAUCCACAAUGUUCUGUAUUAAAUAGAACAAUAAAAGACACUCAAAUAAACAGGAAAUUGUGACACAUAAUGAGACCUAAUGGAUGCUAGAAUGGACUUACGAUAAUCCAUAUAUUGAAAUUAGCAAUCAAGGACUUUGAAAUAAUUACUAUAACAGAAAUUAUUAUCAGAACAAUAUUAGAAUAAUUCUGUUCUAAUUAUUAUUGGAACAGAAAGGUGAACAGAGAGGAACACUUGGUAGGUGUGUUAGUCAACUCUCAGUUACUGUGACACAAUACCCGAGAAAAUCAACUUAGAGGGAGGAAGAUUUAUUUUGGCUUCUGGGUUCAGAGAUUUUGGUGCGUGGUCAGCUGGUACCAUUGUUUCCAGACCUGUGGAGAAGUACUGCAUCAUGGCAGAAAGGUGGGGUGAAGAAAAGCUGGGAAGCACAGAGAUAAUGUGAGUAAGGGGUCAGGGACAAGAUAUCUCUUCCAGACAUAGUACCAGUGAGCAUAAGGAAUACUUUUAGAGAAACCAAUUUGAAAAUCUAGAUAAAAUAAAUGAUUUUCUCAGAAAAUUUAAAUGACUACACUUAUCUCAAAAAGAAAUAGGGAACUAAACAAAAUAAUUACCAUGGGAGAAAAUUAAAAAUAAAAGCUCUAGUAGUUACUGCUUAAAUCGUCAUCACUGUGUUUCUACCAAUAUACAACCAGUACUCUUUCACACAUACUCACAAAUGCUUUUUGCUUUUUAAACAUUUUGCUACUUUUUUCACUGAUUGAAAUAAUUCCUCAUGUUUCACUUGUUUUUUUAAAUAUGUACCGUUUCUAAUUUUUUGUUAAUAUAAACCACAUGCAAUGAAAAAUCUUGCAUAUAUUCUUUUGGUGCAGAUGUGAAAAUUUCUCUGGGGACAGGUAGAUUUUUUUUUUUCCCCUAAAACCACAGUUUGCAUGGGGCAUGGCCAGUGAGGAAGGACCUGGGUAACAGCAUUCAUGGGGAGUCUGGUCUCCAAAGUUUCUGUAACCCUGACAUUGGGACAGAACGUGUGUUCCUCUCUGGCCUCUUCGAGUUUGCAGCCCAGGUUCGGCUCCACAUGAUGACAAGAGUACAUUCAUUUGUCUUCUCUUUCUGGGGAGCAGAUGUCUUUUAUUCCCACUAGUUAGGUGAACAGAUAAGGAAAUGGCCUCCAAUCAGAAUGGGAACUUCUAGGCACAAUGGAAGCUCUGGGUCUAGAAAGUCUCUGCUCUUCCUGGUGGCUGUGGAUCUAUAACAGCUCGACCUUCCAGAAUGAUCAAAGUCGUAGAGAACCACACGGAGACUUUUAUGCCUGUGAAUUGCAGCGGCUCCUCCCCUGACCACACAGCCCAGGCUCACAGGGCAGGCUCUGUCCCCAGAGAAGAGGGUAGGUAGAAGAGCCAGACGACAGGAAGGGAACCUGCCUUCACAGAAAGAGUCUUUUACAAGUUCCACAGGAGGAACACUUUGUAGAGAGGAAAUAAUGCCUAUGGAGGACUUUUGGAAAGUUUCACCAUGUAAAUUCUUUGAGAUCACUUCCAGGAAAGAUGGAUGCCAGUCAAGAUAUCCAGGAUGUGGGGCUGGGGUUGUGGCUCAGCGGUAGAGUGCUUGCCUUGCACCUGUAAGGCACUAGGUUCUAUCCUCAGCACAUAAAAAUAAAUAAAUAAACAAAAUAAAGGUAUUGUGUCCAUCCACAAUUUAAAAAAAAAAUUAAGGAAAAAAAAGAUAUCCAUGAUGUGAGCUCAGGCAGGUGAAAAUCAUUCCAUAACUUCUACGAUUUUUCAAGGACUUUAAAAAUGGGGGUGGUGGGCUCGCCUCGCACGUGUGAGACCUUGGGUUCGAUUCUCAGCACCACAUAAAAAUAAGUAAGUGAAAUAAAGGUAUUGUGUCCAACUACAACUAAAUAAUUAUUUAAAAAAUGGGGGUGGCGAUAACUCACCCAAGAUAAGAGACAAUCAAAGGGGAAGGAUCCAGGGGACCUGCUCAGAGGACAGUGACAGGAGUUGACUCAGAUGCUUGGCAACUACAGGCUGAUCACAUCCUUAUACAGUACCUGGGACUGAAGGGAACACCUCCAUCACCUCCCCAUUCUGAGCAGGGAGCCCGUGUCUGUUCUCUAAAAGCAAUGAGGAAAAACAGCAAAAAAUCCUACUUGGGUCCAACCAAUUGAGAAAAUCUUAAAUGUUUUGUGACUUUUAAGCAUCAGCUAUUGUCCAUUGAAUCAGUGAACUAUCACAUGAUAAUUUGCAAUUUGUGCUUUGCUUUUGCCUGGCAUGAUUUUAAAUAAGCAUUGUAAAGCUGCUCUAGUUUUUCCGGGAUAGAAAACAGAUUCUUGACUUGCACAGGGUUACAUCUCAAUAAUCCCAUUGUAAAUUAAAAAUAUCGGCAAGUCAAAAUUGCAUUUACUACACCUGACAUACUGAAUGUCACAGGUCAGCAACACUGUGGGAGAGUGUCUCACCUUGUCAUUGUGUGGCUGACUGGGAGCUGUGGCUUGCUUCCAUUGCUCAGCAUUGCAAGAGGACCAUAAUGUAUAUCACGAGCCCAGGAAAAGGUAAACAUUCCAGGGUUGGGGAUGUAGCUUGCCUAGGAUGCUUGAGGCCCUGAGCUGGAUACCCAGCACUAUAAGAAAUUAAAAAAAAAAAAUCAACUUUCAAUGGUUUCUACUGAAUGACUCUUGCUUUUGUACCAGCAUAAAGUCAAAAUAUUGUGAGUCAAACCAUCUUAAGUUGAGGUGUUUGUAAGGCCCAAGCCUGGACCUCACACUAGCUCUUUCAGGAGCUCCCAUGCUUAGAAAGAGUGAUGAAUGGAGGCCAGUGGAGAUCUGUGGAUUGGGGCCCAUGUUCAAAGGAGAAAAGGGCACUGGAAGGCACUGAGAAGGCUCUGGUGGGACCCUGGUGACAAUCUGGCUUGCUUGGAUGGGGAAAACUUGUGCUGUGUAGAUGGACAUGGGCCCUGAGCUUGACGCCUGCUUCACAACUCAGCAGCUAUUUGACCUUGGAAAACUGGUGGGGUGUAGGGGGUCAUAUUCAUGUCCUCCAGGAAUACCACAAGGACUCAAUGAUGUAAGGAAAUUCCCAGCUCUGUUUGGCAUGUGGUUGGUGGUACAUAUCAGUGCUCUUCUGUUCCAUUUCCUUGGGGCCAAGAAGAUAGAUCCGGGUGGGUCUUCUUCCCAGCAGUGGGAACAACUUACUCAAGUCUUCUGUGUCUGCAGCCCAUUGUGCUCAAUCUCCAGAUAUGAUGUUCAUGGUCUAGGUCACACUCCCUGGCAGUCCCCAGGGCUAGAGAAGCUGCUCUGGCCUCAGGCGCAGGCCCGUGCUGCCAAGUCGCCCCUGGGCAUCUCUCCCUGCAGCCCAGCUGGCUUUGAUCAGGCCCUCCCUGAGCCACAUUUCCCUGUCUUCAUUUGUCCUUGUUUAUGCUUCCUUGCAAACAAAUGUCAUGUCUUUCCCACGAGCCUCCUUCUGGCCUGUUUGGUUUUAACCCAGUUUCCUCUACUCAGAGAGCCACAUGCUGCUCUCAACCCCAGAGACUGGUGCCCAUUCAGGGUCUUUGGGGUAAAGGACCUGCCUGAGGGCUGGUGUAUUUUCCUGGGGAUGAAGUGGCCACGAAGCAUGUAGGUUUGCAGUAUCUUGCUUGUGGGACUAUAUGCCCCCCACCUCAGUUCCAUUAGCAUUCAAAUACAAUUAGAAACAAUUCGUUGCUUAUUUUCUUACAUGUAUUAAAUAAAAGUUACAGGAAUCAUUGUUUGAGACUGGGCUCCUGCCCUGGGCCCCAACAGAAAAAGACUGAAAAUCAAAAUGGAAUCAUUGAUGUUAAAGUUCCAUGUCUAGGAAAUUAGAAGCAGAGGUAAUAAUUAAAGUUCCCAAACAGGGUGAUUUCAAUUGGCACGAUAAUGAAGUUUUUGGGUUUUUUUUUCUGCCUUAAUCCUUAAACAAAAAUGUAAGCUGAUGUUAACCAAUUGGUUAUUUCUCUCUUGUUCUGUCUGCCUGACCCUGUUUUACUGGGAAAAUACCUUGAAAAUGUUAUUUAAUUUUGAAAAUAUAUGUUAAUGACAUACAUUUUACUUUUUUUUCUGCUUUUUUCAGCCCUUUUCUGUCCCUAAAACCAAACUCUUCUUCUCAGCCCAUUUAAAUACUUAUUCUAUUUUAUAGAAUGAAUUGUUGCUUGAUUGUAGAAUAAAAAAUAAAGCCAAUUAAAAAUUUAAACUAAACUGAAGCUGGGGAUGUGGCUCAAGUGGUAGAGCGCUCACCUAGCAUGCGUGAGGCACUGGGUUCGAUUCUCAGCACCACUAAAAAUAAAAUAAAGACAUUGUGUCCACCUAAAAAAAAAUUAAAAAAAAUUAAACUAAACUAUUGUAAUUUUGUCCCUUGACACAUGAUUAUUAUAGAAAAAUUAGAAAAUAAACUAAAGAAUGAGGAAUCCCCUUUCCAUACAGAAAUACACACCAUUAAGGUUCAGGUAUGCCUAAUCCCAGACUGAACAUGUGUGUGGAUGUAUACAUAUGUGCACAUGCACUAGGUUUCACAUAACUGGGAUUAUAUAGUAUAUUUUUCACUCAUGACGUUGUGAACAUAUUUUCCAUUUCUUUAUUAACUAUGUGGAAUUCCAUUGUUUCCAUUUUUCUUUCACCUAUUAAACCCAGGAAUUCUUCAACCCUACCAACCCUAGCAGACACACAAGCCCCAGAACCACUCACCCGGAGCAACUUUUUUUUUUUCCUUAACUGGAAGUUGAACCCAGGAGUGCUUCACCACUGAGCUACGUCUUCAGCCCUUCUUCUUCUUUUUUUUUUUUUUUUAUUUUGAGGCGGGUUAUUGCUAAGCUGCUAAAGGUUUUGUUAAAUUGGUGAAACUGGCCUUGAACUUGUGAUCUUCCUGCUCCCAUCUCCUGAGUUGCUCGGAUAAUAGGCAUAUACCACUGCAUGUGGCAGAAGUGGAUUUUUUUUUUAGUAUUUUAUUAAUUUUGUCUUUAAUAACAUUUAUUUUAUGUGACUUAUAUGAUUUUAUAGUUUAUAUGACUUUGAUUUUGAUAAUGGCUAUGUUUAACAACUAGCUUGCAAAGUUCUUGAGAGAUUUAACCACUGGUUCUCACUAGCUUACGAGCACUAGCUGGUCCCUGCACACCACUAGAUGUCCUUUUUGGCUGUGAACACCUUACAAAUGCCAAGUACUUUUUCCCUUCUUAUGGAGGAAUGGUUUGAGCUGGGACACUAACUUUCAUUUUUAAUAUUUGACCAAGGGCUAUACCUUAGCCAUCUGAGUUAUUUUGGCAGUUGUAUUUUAAAGUAGUCCAUAUUAGACUUUCAAGGACUGAGCCUGGGGGUCCUGCUACGCCCUCUGAUGCUCAGGCCACAGAGCUUCCUGCACACAUUUCAGUCUGGACAGAGGGCGAUGUGGAGAGAGCAGCUUUGUUUCUGGACUCUCAUCCUGAGGACUUGAGAGAUCAGUUUCCAAUUGCUGUUAUUCUUGCCUCUUAAUUAUUCUAGUUUGGCUUUUCUGUGAUCUCUUUAAUUUUGUUGUGGGUUAGGUGGUGCAGCCUGCAUUGACUGCUCCUUAUCGAUUACUGAUGUUUGUUUCUCCACUGUGGUUCAAGUACGAGCCAUUUACAUCUAUUGUGCUAAGGCAGGCAGAUAGUAUAAAAAUCAUCUUCUAGAUGGGUCAGUGAUAUUUCACUGUAAUGUCCCAUAAUCUGUGAAAUUGUGCUACAUAGUCAAUUAAGUGUUAUAGCUAAUAAAGGAACAAUACAUUUGCUGAGUUAUUUUCAGGUUUAUUGUAAAUAAUUUUAAAACUAGAAAUUGAACGUUGAGUAAUAGGCAGACGCCUACUGUCUUGUCUUGUACAUAAUAGAAGAUUCCUAUACGCUGGCCUCCCAUCUCUACCAUCUUUGUUGAAUUUCAGACAGCCAGGGUGAACUGGGAUUGACUUCUGAGAAGAGUUCUUGCUAUGGGUUGUAUAUGACCUGAAAGGCCCACAUGCCAGAAGUUUGGUGCCACAAAGUAUCGGUGUUUAAAGGUGGUGGCUCUAUAUAAGGUGGCGCCUAGUAGAAAGUGAUCAGGUCAUGGGAACAUCACCCUAGGAAAUCACUGUAGUUCUCAAAGGACUGGUUUUGUACUCUCAAGAGGGCUAAUUGUUACAAAGUGAGACCACCGGGCUGGGGUUGUGGCUCGGAAGUAGGGAGCUCACCUAGAAUGCAUGAGACUCUGGGUUCGAUCCUCAGCACCACAUAAAAAUAAAAUGGGGGUAUUGAGUCCACCUACUACUAAAAAAAAAAAAAGUGAGGCCACCAUUCCCUGUGCUUGGACUCUUCUGCAGGGAGCUGUUUCCCUUUCCACUUCUCCACCAUGAUGUGAUACAGCCAGCAGGUCCUCACCAUAUGGCAGCACCAUAAUGUUUGGAUUUUCCGGUCACCAGAAUCAUGAGCCAAAUAGACCUAUUUUCUUUAUAGAAAACCUAACCUUGGGUAUUUUGCUAUAGCAAUAAAAAGCAGACUAAUACAGCUGUCUUUUUCUUAUAAAGUGAAUCAAAGUUGACUUUCUCCUUCCCACCAACAUUGUCAGGGUUCUUCUCUCCUCCCCGUGAUGCUGGCUGCUUCAGGUGACAUAGGUAGAAGAGGUGGAAGGCAUGCUGCUUUGGUCCUUUCUGCUCACUCCCUGUUGCACUAUGAAUGUUCAAGAGCCCAGUUCUGCCCCCACUGAAACCAUUUCUCUUUCCCUUGAGGUCCUCCUGUGAAUAUGCUGAGUGACUGGAGCAAUGAAGGGACAUUAGGACCAGACCUCCCUACUAGAGGCAAAGCUCAGGCCUGGGGCAUGUAUGUGGUGAAGCUAGAAGCUGGUGUCUCAGUCAAUGUCUAUGCAAUCUCACUGCACUGGAGGGGACACAGUGGGCAGCUGACAGGUAUGGCUUGAAUGGACUGAUUCAUGUUCUGGUCCCUAUGCUUUGGCCUCAGAUUCUUUUCUUGGGAACUCUCUUGUGGGAAUUUCAUGUAGCCUGAUCCACCCUUCCCAGAAGUCCCUCACCCCAUCCCUAUUAAUUACUAGAGAGUCUGGGAUCCGCUCAAGGUUUUGGGUAGUGUGCUGGGGAAGGAACAGAGUUGCUGCCCUCCCUUGGGACAACUCUUCCAUCCAUUAAGCAACCGCAUCAUCUCUGAAGGAUGGCGUGGGAAGAAGCCAAUCUUAAGGCAGUUUCUGAAAUAACUAUUCUAAUAGUGAGGAUAAAAAAUAAAUCAUUCCAGUUCUGCUCAGGGAUAACCUGUGAAUGCACAUGCUAUUUUCUAGCAACUAACACCCAUAUGCCUUGUAUGUGAGCUGAAGUCUGCACCAGGGUAUGCACAGCAUACUUAGAAAUUGAGGUAACUCACUGUUGGCCUUUGGGGUCCUCGGUUCUCAUCCCCCAAGUCAGAGCCCUGGGCCAUGCAGCUGGGAGGCUCAUGCAGUAAGACUUAGCAACUGCAGCCUGAGAGCUGUUUCCAGGUGGCCCCUGGCCAGAUCAUUUUGGACAUAGAGAAAGGAAAGGCCCAGCCCUUUCCCUGGAGCUUCCUGUGUGGCUCUCUAAGAACAUGCGAAGGGUGUGGUUAGCUGCUGGGAUGCUGGAGCUCUGGUCAUGUGUGUGUCCAGUGGGAUGUCCUGGCUUGGAUCACCCUUACAAGAAAGCAUGUGUUAGACGCAGAUUCUUCUGCCUUUAGCAACCUCCUUAAAUAUUACAGUCCCACUGAGCCAGAGCUGAGCAGGAGAGAGGAGGUCUCUGGACCCCAGGGUGGGGACAUAGAUGUUCCUGAGGGCUCAGAUCCAGGGACUUUCUCUUCCCUGAUCUCUGAUGACUGAGAAAUCCUAGGCUUUUUGUGUGGGUGCCUGGAAAUGAAGGUCAAAACCCCAAGACAGUGACAAACAGACCGUGCAAAAGGAAUAGCCUGUUAUUAAGUUUGAAGGAAAAUAAAAGCAGAGCUUCCUUCCCCAUUUGCUUGCAGGACCUGAGAAGGAGUUCUUCCCAUUACAUUUCUUAUACGGGGUACUGACUCACUUCUUUUUAAAUAGUUACGAGAAACAACAGAAAAUGAACUCAAAAGAUAAUACUUCCCCAUUUCAAUCCUCAACUUGUCUGAUGGCUUCUGGCAUUUUCUCUGCAGAAUGAACACAAGGAUGAGGUCAUCCUUAAUUCCUCCACUGCCAACGCCCCCCUCCCCCCAUCUCCUCCUGCCUACACCUGGCCCCACAGCAUCUGGGGCAGCUGCCGACUUCCCUCUCUCCCCUGGGUACUAAGUCUGAUUCCAGCAGUACUUUGGGGAGGGCAGCAGGGUAGUCAUCCCCACUCAAGGAGUCCUACUUUUAGUGUGAAGAGAAGAACCUCCACCACUUGAAACAGUCACACAGGGCGCAGCCAUAGAAAUGCCUCAAGCACCGACCCAUGCGUCCUGCCUGCGAUCUCAGUCUCCGUGGCCAGGAGAACAGGCUAUUUCUGGACUCUCCCUGGUGUUGGGAUGAAUGGUCUGAUGCUGCCGGUAGCCUGGGUGAUGGCACAAACCCAUCUCCAAUGUUAGAAGCAAAGGAAAGCGAGUGAGAUGCGGCGUCUCUGCUUCCUGAAGUGGCUGUGGCUGGUUUGUUUCCUGUUAGCUGCCUUCCUCUCAGAAAAAUAGAGGCUGGGAAGAGCAGGAUUUGAAAGAAAAGACUGGAAAAGAUUCCAGGCCUUCUGGAUGAAGUUUAGGGCUCACAUGCGAUGUGUGCAAGGAGUUGGCCUGGAGUCGACAGCGCUCCAAGAAAGUGCUGCGUUGGUCCUUUUGGGGUUUUGCACACCACCCCUGUUGGCUACGGCAGUGAAGCAAGGAGAUUCCUGGCAAGACCAGAGAACCAGCUGGAAAACUGCAGGCGCUGGGAUGGGGGGUAGGGGGUGGGGGUGCGCGGGAACCCUAUAUGGGUGGUCUCAGCUGAGUAGCAUGGAGCAAACAGAGGGGCUGGGAUAGAGGCCUUUUCCAUGAGCAGAGGCAGCCCAGAGGCCACAUGAGGGUGAAGGAUGACUGCACGCCACUAGAGGGGCUUCACUCUCAGCUGUAUCCUGGGGAGCAGCGUAGGGGGCAGCUUUGAGAGCAGCUUGGCAAAGCAGCCCUGCCUUCAGGGCUUGAGAUGGAAGACCGCACCCCCCCCCCCCGACCCCGCCAUCCUCAACCACACACCUGCACCUCACCUAACCCCUCUGGACCACCCAACUCCCUAUCUACAAGGAGGAUUAACAGUGCCCACCUGGUGGGGACACUGAGAGGAUCAGAAAGAUCACAUGUAGAUUCUAGGGGAAAAUUCACUGAAUCAAGGGACUUGGGCAAAUGGUGCGGAGACCAGAAAAUAUAAGGCUAAAGACAAAGACAACCAUUUGUAAACCUUGUUGUCUGUUUGGUAAAGUAGUUUCAUAUAGGGUCAGGCUUAGUACUGCUGAAGUAGAUGGACAUGCACACCAGACUAAACAGAAAGGUGGUGAUGGGAGCCAUCGUCCAAGUUGUCCGCAGUGCUCACUGGCCGUUAAGUUUCCCUGACCGGACAAGGGAGGCACACAGAACACAGAGACUAGUCAAUGAGCUGUCCUACUAGGGCAUAUUUAAGUAUUAUAGUAACAAUCAACAGCCAUUCAAUUAUUUUGGCUGCAAAGCAAAUUAUCCCAAAAUCUAGUGCCUAAAAAACACCUUUUACUAUGCUCAGUUUCUGUGGAUGGGAGAAUUCAGGCAGGGCACAGAGGUGGUGGCUUGUCUUUACCCUGUGAUGUCCAGGGCCCUAGAUGAAAUGCGAAAGCUUGGAGGCAGAAUCAUCUGGAGUCACUUUCACUUAUACAUCUGGUGGCUAACUGAAACCUGUUGCUUAGAACACCUUCCUGUGGCCUCUUCAUGUAAUAUGAGCUUCCUCACAACAUGGUGGAUGAGUCCAAAAGAGAGUGGAAGCCAUAUCAUCUUUUAUGAGCUUCCACCAACAGUCACAAAGCAUCACUCCUCUGGAUUCUAUUGGAUGAAGCAGUUACAAAAUCCACUCAGGUUCAGAACAAGGGAUCCUGUCAUGUGUAAGGAGAGCAUGUAGGAUAGAAUAUACAUUGGCGUGCAAUCUUUGGGAAAUCAGACUCCCAGAGCUUCAUCUUAUCUUUCUCCUCUUCUGAGGUCAAUGCUGUUUCCUCAGGUGUGGUUAUUUUCAGAUGUUCUAUGUGCCUUUGCAUAAUGGACACUAUAGAAUUUGAUUUGGGGCUUUUGUGAAGAAGAAUGUCAUGUUUAAUUUUUACAUACAUAGGACCAUCUCUACAUUCUCUUGCAUCUUGAAUUUUCAUGUGAAAGGAAUUUAUCAGUACUUCUUUUUAAAAUUAUAGAGCAGUAUUCCAUAAUUUGAUUAUGUUGUAAUUUAUUUAACCAUUUCUCUAUUUUGAUGAAUCUUUGAAAUGUUUCCUAUUUUUCUAUUAUUAAAUGUUGCUGCAGUAAAUAAUUCCCUAGGUGCCAUUUUAUGUAUGUAGCCCCAAAGUGACUGUUUAUCAGGAAAAGGGUGAUAGAUAAGUGUUUGAUGAAAGAAUAUGCCCACUUGUAAUUGUAAAGGGUAUCACCACAUUUCCUCUGAGAAGGAAAAUUACAUUGUUAACAAUACAGUAUAAGAAAAUUCAUUUUCUUGAAUCCUCACCAGAACUUGGUGUUGUCAAUCAUGUUAACUCUUGCCUAUGUUAUAGGUGGAAACUGAUGUACUGUAUAUCAUGGUUUUUAGAGUUGUAGUUCCCUUAUUAAAAUUGGAUUGAACAUCUUCUCAUACAUUCACCAGCCAUCUGCAUUUCUUCUCAUGGGAAUUCCCUGUUCAUUUCCUUUACUUGUUUUUCUGUUUAGUCUCACUAAGAGAGAGAAAUACAAAUUGAAACAGUAAGGUAUUUUUAAAACAAUGAAGUUAAGGAAAAUGACCAAGACCCAUAAUGCUUGUGAAGAUUAUCAUUUUAAGUGGAGAAAAUCAACCCUAUAAUUAUAAAUGUUAAUUUGUAUUUUCUUUCUACAUAUUUUUAAUUAAAACACAACAUCUGAACCAUAUGAAACCAUUCUAGUUGUUUCACACCAAAGUUAAUUUUUCAUAAUAGUAAAUACAAUCUUGUGUAUCAUUUAAUUGGCUGAGCCUUCUUUUCCUCCAUACAUUUGUUAUUGACAUUAUCCCUUAAAAAUUUUAACCUCCCCCAGAUAGGUAUGGUGGCACAUGUCUGAAUCCCAAUGAUUCUGGAGGUUGAGGCAGGAGGAUCUCAAGACCAGCCUCAGCAACUUAGUGAGAUCUUGUCCCCCAAAAUAAAAAGGAAUGGGGAUGAAGCUCAGUGGUAACAUGUCCCUGGUCUCAACCUCCAGUGCAUACUCCCCACCAAGAAAGGGAUGGGGGAUGUUGCUCAGGGAUUCAAACCCAAGUACAAAAAGAGAGAGAGAGAGAGAGAGAGAGAGAGAGAGAGAGAGAGAAAGAAAUUCUAACUUAAAAUAUUUAUUUCUCAAUUAACUGUCAUAUUGUUGAUCUUAUUUUUGUGUGUGUGCUGUUACACCCUUGUUUUUGUAAGGCAGUUAUCUGUAUUUAUUUGGCUAGAAAAAAUACUUUUAGAGUGCAGUGGUGCAUGCCUGUAAUCCCUGCAACUGCUGAGGCAGGAGGAUCCCAGGUUCAAAGCCAGCCUCAGCAAUUUAGCAAUGCCCUAAGCAACUUAGGGAGACUGUCUCAAAAUAAAACACUAAAGAGUACUGAAAAUAUGGCUCAGUGGUUAAGCACCCCUGGGUACCAGAAAGAAAAAAAAAUGUCUCUUUGUUGUUGCAGGUGUGACUUUUCAUCAUUCAUUGGAGCUCCCUAUUUUCCUCCAUGCAGGGACCUCACCCUCUGAGCAAGAGAAGGAGGCAGGAAAAUGCUGGCUGUGUGGAUGGUGUUGGUAUUGCUUCUGGAAUAUUAGGAUUAUUUUCAAUCCAUCACCUUUUAGGAAAUUCUAAAUAGAAUUGAUGGGACUGAGCAGGAGUUGGGAAAGAAUUAGCUGCAGAGUAAAAUGGUGCUGAGUGCGCUAGAGGAAGUAUAUUCAAAUGUGAGGACAUCCUGGAGCUAAGAGACAAGGCAUGCUGGAUUUGUGCCAGGCUGACUGUGGCCAAAGCAUGGUUUGUGCAAGUGCAGGAGAGGCGAGUCUCAGAGUCCUCCUGGGAGAGAACCAGCAUGCCUUGGAGCUGCAGAGAUCUGAGGUGCAGAGAGAGCAGCCAGCUCCAUGAGGCACGGGAUGCCCUUGUCAACCUGAUGUGUUGGUUGCUUAUUCAUCCAUUAACUUGACAAUUAUUUCCAGAGUGUUUGGUAAUAUGUUAAACAUUGCUCUAGAUACUAGGAAUAUAAUGGGGGAAAGAAAGGACAUCUCUACCUUCUUGGAGCUAGCUUUUAAGGAGGAAGAGACAGAUACAGGGGAGAACAGUCACCCAUUGAUGGGACCACCCUCAGCGUGACCAGCCUUGAGUCCACAGAAGAGAAUAUGGAAUUGUGCCAUCCAGGAAACAUAAAGAAUGAGGAAACAUCUCCAGAGUCAGGACCUGCCCUUCCCCAUGAGAAGGACGCCCUCUUCACAGCCCGGGCUCGGGGGAUGCUGGGCUGGAGCAGCUCUCCAUCAUCCCAGUCCUCAGAUUACCAGUCCUACUCCCAAUACCGGUCUUGCUUCUCCUGUAUGUGCAACGACCAGGACGCCACCCCGCAGAGCUUGUGCGCCCUCUACACCCGAGUGCAGACAGUACGUGGAGUGGCAGUGGCCUGGGAGACAGAAACUGGCUUCCAGCCAGUCAGCAGGAAGCCCCGCAUCCGUGAAGCCGAGUUCAUCAAGAGACAGAGGCAGAAAGGCUCUUCCUUUGAGAUGGCUUCCAACACUGACCUGCACUGGGAGUUGGAAGCCAGCAAAAACAACUGCUGUCCAGAGACCGACGAUGCAGAGCUGCUGGAGCCACUGGAGUGCUGCCUCCAGGACCUGCGGACCCACCCAGACUGGCUGGUCACCACCAACUAUGGGCUCCGCUGCUUGGCCUGCUGCCGGGUCUUCCCCUCACUGGAGGCAUUGCUGGAGCAUGCCCAACAUGGCAUCCGAGAAGGCUUCAGCUGCCAGAUCUUUUUUGAGGAGAUGCUGGAGAGGAGGAAGACCCAGGGCCAAGGGCAGGACCAACCGCUGGAGGAAGAGGAACAAAGCCUUUCUAACAGUAGUGAAUGUUCCAGGUCCCAGAGCAAGGUGCUUCUUUCACAGCAGGAGGAGGGGGAGGAGGAGAAGCAGCAGCAGCAGCAGCAGCAGCAGUGAGCUGGAGAUAGUCUGGCCUGACCUUGAACCUCUAGACUGAAGUGAUCCUCCUGCCUCAGCCUCCCAAGUAGCUCGGACUAUACACAUGUGCCAUCAUGCCUUAUCAAAGACAAUUUUUUAUUUCUAAGUUUUGUUUUGAAAAAAAUUAAAACUUAAAAGUUGUGAGAAUAGUA